This is a messenger RNA of Papaver somniferum (opium poppy), 1800 nucleotides long. Its product is annotated as ankyrin repeat-containing protein ITN1-like. The transcript is spliced from 5 exons. The record is from RefSeq and is a predicted model, not a curated record. Gene Ontology annotation, molecular function: protein binding. Lineage: Eukaryota; Viridiplantae; Streptophyta; Magnoliopsida; Ranunculales; Papaveraceae. The coding region runs from base 127 to 1683 and encodes 518 amino acids.
AAGUCGAAAAGUACCACUUGAAUAUGCUCUUAUUGCGCGACAUGAGGAGACAUCUAAGUAUCUUUACUCUGUUACUAGAGACGAGGAACCAAGUCCAUUCUUUGAGGAUGCUGGAGCCAGGUUAUUAUGCCAAGCAAUCAACGGCAAUUUCUUGGGUUUUCGCAAGUGAUUACCUGGAAAAACGACUACCUGGAUAUAAGCGGAUUAGAGUUGAUAAUUCAAAGACCGUUUGUCUUUCUUAGUGGAGCUAAGCUGACAUGGUGGCAACGGUACAUUUAUUCAUUAAUUCAGGUGGACAUAGAUUCUACAUAUAAUGCUGUCCAUCAAGCAUUUGAAGUAAAAGAAUCAUUACUUUUAUCGACUUUACGAUACUUGCGAGGUGAAGACACAGAUGAAGAGAACCCUUCUAUUUUUGUCAGGGCAGAAGCCAUCAAAGAAAGUAAGCAAAAGGACUCUUUAAAAGUCUCCUCAACUAGUGAUAAAGGGAUGAUAACCAGCAUGUUCUUCUCAGUCAAUUCAUUUUUGGCAAGAAUUCAAGAUGCGUUCGUCUCGAUCGAUCGCAUGUCCUAUUUAACACAAGUGCCUCAUGUGAAAGAGUUGUACAACAAAAAGUUGAUGCACAAACAAGCAUCUGCAUUAGUUAAGCAAAUGUUAUCGCAACUCAAGAGAACAAUGGAUCAGGACCAGUUACGAGCAUACUUUAACAACGAUACGAACGUCAUGCAAACAGCUAUGAAGCAUGGAACUGUAGAAUUUGUAGCCGAAUGUCUCAAAAAGUUUCCGUUUAUGCUUUGGUCUGGGUUCAAUGGGAAAAAAAUGAUACCAAUGGCUAUUAUUGAACGAAAUGAAAUAAUUUUGACUCUAUUAUGUGAAGCAAAUAUGAAUACACCAAUGAAGAAUCAGCUACUUUCUUAUCGAGAUGAAAAGGGGAACACUAUCUUGCAUCACGCAGCCAAACUGGCAUCUUCCUUUCAACUCAAUUUGAUCUCUGGUUUAGCUCUCCAGAUGCUACGAGAAAUCCAGGAGUUUAAGUGGGUGGAAAUUAUUAUACCAGAGGAAGAUAAGUUCAGGAGAAAUCGGAGUGGGGAUACUGCUCAAUAUAUAUUUACAGAAGAGCAUAAAGACUUGUUGGAGAAGGCAGAAAAAUGGAUGAAAGAUACUUCUGGAUCAUGCAUGGUAGUAGCUGCCCUCAUUCCCACCGUAGCAUUUGCAGCUGUCUUCACUGUUCCAGGAGGUAACAUUAGUGACAGUAAUAGCAGUAAGAACGGCACCCCUGUGUUUCUGGGAAAACCAUUGUUUACGAUCUUUGCCUUAGCUUUAUUCUCUUCUAUCACAUCAGUUCUUAUUUUCUUAGCUAUUUAUACUUCGCGGUAUGCAGAAGAGGAUUUUCUCAAGUCUCUGCCCCAAAAGUUGAUAAUAGGUCUUGCAACCCUAUUCAUAUCUAUGGCCACCAUAGUGAUAGCUUUCGGUGUAACCCUGUUUAUGGUACUUAGGGAUAGACUCCCAUGGUCUAUUAUUCCCAUAGUUUUAUUUAGUUGUGUUCCUGUAACCUUAUUUGCAUGGUUGCAAUUGCCAUUAUUUGUGGAAAUGGUUCAGUCCACGUAUUGGGGUGGUAGUCUCUUCCAAAAAUACAGAUAUGUCAAACCUAUUAAGAAAUCUGACCAGAAAAAGAAAGAGAACUAAUCAUAUAUAGUUACAUUCUCGUGCUUGUACUCGGUUAAGCAGCACGGUGGCUAAUUUUUAGAGGUGUGACACAUUUUGUCGGUUGGAAGGUGUAAUAUUGGAGACGAAUUGUAUGUA